GGAUGAACUGGCUCUCAUCCUUGAACUGGUGCUGGCUGUUCCUAGUGGAGCAAGAGCAGCUCUGGGACUGCAUGGGGUGUUUGAUACUGGCAACGGGGAUGGUUCUGCCUGGCCGGAGCUGCUGCUGCUGUGUGGAGCAGGGGAAGGAAGAGGGGACACUUGGGCAGCACAGACUUUAGAUAGAUUUGCCAGUAUAAGAAUUCCAGGAAGUAAAAAGGAAAGACCUCCUCUGCCCCAUGUGAAGCAGUCACACUCUACAGAUUGGUCAUCCACAGCUAUGGAUGUGGAGGAUUUUGCUCCAAAACCCCUGUCGGAAAGAGAAAUCAUAGCGCUGUUUGAAAAAAUGAUGGAAGAUAUGAAUUUAAAUGAGGACAAGAAGAUGCCAUUGCGAGAGAAGGAUUUUAAUACCAAAAAAGAAAUGGUGAUGCAAUAUAUUAGUACUGCUUCGAAGUCUGGAAGUCUCAAGAACAGUCGGAAGAUUUCACCCCAAGAGUUCAUUCAGGAAUUAAAAUCUGGGUCAACAGAUGAAAGACUAGUGACUUGCUUAGAAUCUCUCCGUGUGUCCUUGACUAGUAAUCCUGUCAGCUGGGUUGAAAACUUUGGCCGAGAAGGUCUGGGACUACUGUUGGAUGUUUUGGAAAGAUUGGUUGACACAAAAAACCAGGAAAAAGUUGUGAAGAGGUGUCAGCAUAAGGUUGUACAGUGUUUGAGAGCCUUUAUGAAUAAUAAGUACGGAUUGGAAAGAAUUUUGGGAGAAGAGAGAAGCCUUUUGUUGCUGAUCAAAGCAAUUGAUCCUAAGCAGACUAACAUGAUGACAGAUAUAGUUAAACUCCUUUCUGCAAUGUGCAUUGUUGGAGAGGAAAACAUCCUUGAAAAAAUUUUGGAAGCUAUAACAGCAGCAGGAGAGGAAAGAAAUGUUGAUAGAUUCUCUCCUAUUGUAGAAGGUCUUCAGGAUAACUCGGUUCAGCUGCAA
Molecule: messenger RNA, 973 nt
Organism: Pterocles gutturalis (yellow-throated sandgrouse)
Lineage: Eukaryota; Metazoa; Chordata; Aves; Pterocliformes; Pteroclidae
Product: protein diaphanous homolog 3-like
Exons: 8
Biological process (GO): actin cytoskeleton organization; actin filament polymerization
Cellular component (GO): actin filament; cytoplasm
Molecular function (GO): microtubule binding; small GTPase binding; actin binding
Source: RefSeq, a predicted model, not a curated record